Anguilla rostrata (American eel) is the source of this 2206-nucleotide messenger RNA. Its product is annotated as intermediate filament protein ON3-like. Gene Ontology annotation, cellular component: keratin filament. The record is from RefSeq and is a predicted model, not a curated record. The transcript is spliced from 9 exons. The coding region runs from base 107 to 1696 and encodes 529 amino acids. Gene Ontology annotation, molecular function: structural constituent of skin epidermis. Gene Ontology annotation, biological process: keratinization; intermediate filament organization. NCBI's taxonomy places the organism in Eukaryota, Metazoa, Chordata, Actinopteri, Anguilliformes, Anguillidae.
CAGUGCCUUGGAAGUUGCUCGAGUCUCUCCAGCACAGCAGACAAGCACGCCUGUUUCUCUCUCUCUCUCUCUCUCCUCGGUCGCUCCAGUAAUCCAGCCAUCCACAAUGUCGAUGAGAUCCAGGAAGACCACCAGCUACUCGGUGGUGUCGGGGGGCUCGGUGCCACGGAGCUUCAGCAGCAUGUCCUACUCCGGGCCCAGCCAGUCCUCCCAGAGGCAGAGCUACAGCGUGCGGAGCUCGUAUGGGGGGGGCGCCAGCCGGGGCGCGGGGGGGUUCGGCUCGGGCGGCAGCUACAUCACCAGCUCGUCGGCGUACGGCGGGGGCAUGGGUCUGGGCAUGGGCAUGGGCAUGGGCAUGGGCAUGGGUGGUGGCCCGGUGGUCCCCAUCACCGCUGUCACCGUCAACAAGAGCCUUCUGGCCCCCCUCAACCUGGAGAUCGACCCCAAUAUCCAAGUGGUCCGCACCCAGGAGAAGGAACAGAUCAAGACCCUGAACAACCGCUUCGCCUCCUUCAUCGAUAAGGUGCGCUUCCUGGAGCAGCAGAAUAAGAUGCUGGAGACCAAGUGGAGCCUGCUCCAGAACCAGACCACCACGCGCUCCAACAUCGAUGCCAUGUUCGAGGCCUACAUCGCCAACCUGCGCAGGCAGCUCGACAGCCUGGGCAACGACAAGAUGAGGCUGGAGGCCGACCUGCACAACAUGCAGGGACUGGUGGAGGACUUCAAGAACAAGUACGAAGAUGAGAUCAACAAGCGCACCGAAUGCGAAAAUGAGUUUGUGCUCAUCAAGAAGGAUGUAGAUGAGGCCUACAUGAAUAAAGUGGAGCUGGAGGCCAAACUUGAGAGCCUCACUGAUGAGAUUAACUUCUUGAGACAGAUCUAUGAUGAGGAGCUGCGUGAGCUGCAGAGCCAGGUGAAGGACACCUCCGUGGUGGUGGAGAUGGACAACAGCCGCAACCUGGACAUGGACUCCAUUGUGGCUGAAGUGCGCGCCCAGUACGAGGACAUCGCCAACCGCAGCCGCGCAGAGGCCGAGUCCUGGUACAAGUCCAAGUAUGAAGAGAUGCAGGUGUCCGCCACCAAGCACGGGGAGGACCUGAGGUCGACCAAGACGGAGAUCAACGACCUGAGCCGCAUGAUCCAGAGGCUGCAGUCUGAGAUCGACUCCCUCAAGGGCCAGCGCGCCAACCUGGAGAACCAGAUCGCAGAGGCAGAGGAGCGCGGGGAGAUGGCGAUUAAGGACGCCAAGGCCCGCAUCAGGGACCUGGAGGAGGCCCUGCAGAGAGCCAAGCAGGACAUGGCCCGCCAGAUCCGGGAGUACCAGGACCUGAUGAACGUCAAGCUGGCCCUGGACAUUGAGAUCGCCACCUACAGGAAGCUGCUGGAAGGCGAGGAGGACAGGCUGGCUGGCGGCAUCAAAGCUGUCAACAUCUCCAGUGUAAAACAGAGCUACACACCGAGCUACAGCUCCAUCCCCAUGGAAAGUGCCGGAAUGUCCUACAGCUCCUACGGCAGUGCGUACGGUGGCGGGUACGGUGGCGGGUACAGCAGCGGCGGCGGGUACAGCAGCGGCGGCGGGUACAGCAGCGGCAGCGGCUAUGGCAGCACCCAAAACAAGAAGAGCGUUGUCAUCAAGAUGAUCGAGACCAAGAAUGGGAGGGUGGUGUCCGAGAGCUCGGAGGUCAUGCAGGAUUGAUCUGGAUGGUCGCCGCCACAUCUCCUCUCCCAUUCCACUAGCACCUCCCCCCCCAAAUAAAAACCCCUCUAACAACCCCCAAUCCAAUAAGACCCCAAGCAUCCUCUAACAGGCUUUAGCCAGUCCUUACAGCAACAGGACAUUCACACCGAGCUCAUUUAUUUAAAGUGAGGGACCAAAGAAUGUUCCAGAACCAAGCGUGCCUUAUGCUUAAACUGUCCUGUUUUGCACUAAAACCAAAUGUCAUCCGUCUAGCAGAGCAGCCCCUACCCGUGCUGUUUACGGCUUGGCCUAUGGAAGAGCUGGAGCCGUCUGAUUGGCUGAGAGCAGCAUGCAGGGUCAUAAAGCCCCAUGAUAGGCCGUGUGUUCAGCGACUGCGAUUCGAAGAAGUGCCUGUGUUUAAUCAGCCCGCAGCUGCGGCUCUGCUCCGCCAGCAGCCAGCCACGCCCAGCUCUCUGAGGCGCUGUCUUUUGCUACGAAAGAAUAAAAAGCGUUUACUGUUACACCAAA